UCCAAAAAUCGCAAUAAUAUUUAGACAAUAUUAAGACAGCAAUCAUGAACACCAAAGAUUUUGUAGUUCUUCCGUGGGGAAAACCUGGAAAUUCCGUAAAGCUAAAAUAUAAAAAUGCUCGAGAACUGAAGAUGGAGAAAGUACAGUUAGAGUUGGAGAACCAAGAGAUGGAAAAGAAACUACGGGAAUUCCAAUCAACAAGGAACAAAGAAAAAGAAGAAAGAGAGUCAAGUGGAUGUCACUGGAAAUCUGGGCAAGUGGGCAAAUUGGGUAAUCAAUCACACACGAUGUCACAAAUUAAAGGAAAUGUUUUUAAGCUUUCUGCUGGAAAAGUGAAAUUAAAAUUACUGAAGGAGCAGCUUCAAGGGCCAGUGAAACAAUCACUUAAUUGUAAAAUGACAAAUUCUCCUGAAAGUGAGAAACCCAAGAUAAAAGGGAAGGUUUGCGGACAGUGUGAGAACAAAGCUGCUCUGCUAGUAUGCCUUGAAUGUGGAGAAGAUUAUUGUUCAGGAUGCUUUGCUAAAAUUCACAAGAAGGGGGCACUGAAGUUCCACAGAACAACUCUUUUGCAGGCAAAAUCUCAAAUAUUAUCCAAUGUGUUGGAUGUUGCCCAUCGGUUUAUAAAGGAAGUUAAUCCAGGUGAACUCAAGGGGGAGAAUCAUUCAAGAGAAGAGGUUAGUAAAAGUCAGCAUAAACCCAAAUCUCUUCUGCAGGGGAGCAGCUCUGAGGCAGAAGUUUCAACAACAAAAAUAGCAGAAUGUACAGAUCCGGGAGAUAGCCCCUUGUGUGAAGAAUCAUUCUAUGAAGAAGCUUCUGCCCAGUCCUUUCAGGAAGUUUUAAAUCAGUGGAGAACUGGACAUCAUGAUGGCAAUGAGAAACAGAACUUACGUGCAGCAAAAACAGACUCAUUGGAAGAAUGUGAAGUACAAACUAAUCUGAAAAUUUGGAGAGAACCACUGAAGAUUGAAUUUAAAGAAGACAGUUUAUCCUAUAUGGAAAAAUUAUGGCUUAAAAAAUACAGGAGAACUCCACAGGAGCAACUUCAAAGCAUGCUACUGGAUACAUUCACACCUCAAUGUAAAACCCCUAGUGAGGCACAGUGUUCUCAGAAUGAAAAUGAUGAAGAUAGUGAUGUUGAGGAGACCAAAAUACAACACCCGGCUCUUUUUCUGCCAAUAGAAGAAUUAAAGAUAGAGAGACCUGAAUCAUCUCUAAAAAUAGUCGAACUAGAUGAUACUUAUGAAGAGGAAGUUAAAGAUCCAGGAAACUUCGUGCCUUACAACGUUGAGUUAGCUGAUGCAGACAGUCAGCAAAGUUGCACAUUUCACGAUUAUCAGAAUAGUUUUCUGUAUGAAAAUGACAUCCGUCAACCUCAUGUUUUCACCAAGGGAAAAACAGACCUCUUACAUCUUCAUCUGAGCAAUAGCUCUUUGUAUGGUAAAGAUAACUCAAAAGCAGGAACUUCAAAUACAGAUUUUGACGUCAUUGUGGAUCCUUAUGUUAAUUCUCCUGCCGUUGAAAAAUUAGGAGAAAGCAGCUUUUUGGGAAGAAAUUUCAGAGAGCAAAGUACAGAUGUAGAAAGUAAUGAAAAGUCUGAUGAUUCCUGCAUAUCACUUGGGAGCAAGAAUUCUUUGCCAAAUGUAGAUUUAGAAAAACCUUCCAUUAAGGAGAAAUUAUCUCAAGACGUCAAAGAAUCCUCGGAAUUUAGCAAUCUGCAUGAGAGGCCAAACUUUGAAGAUUCUAAAACUACAGAGCCACCACUGUUGUUACAAGAAAUAGCCCUCAGAAGUAAGCCUAUAACUGAACAAUAUCAAGGACUUGAAAGAUUCCUUGUUUUUGAUAAAAAUGAAAGACUCAACUUACUUCCUUCUCAUAGCUUAGAAUGCAGCUGUUCCAGUACUAGGAUUUCAAUUGCAGGGGACAGAGAAUGGAUCCCAGACCAUAGCAUAAGUACGUAUGCUGAGGACAGAGUUGCCCUGGGUGUUCUGCAGAAAGCCCAGAACCCGUCAUCAAGUAGAACUCAGCAGAAGACAGGCCAGACAUCACAGAGACCUUCAACAGCAAAUUUACCACUUUCCAACUCUGUAAAAAGAAGCUCCAGCUGUCUUUCCUCCUCUCCUCCUCGAUCAAGAAGUGCAGCUGCUCCAUCAUUAUCUAGAGCUGCUUCUGAAAUUUCAGAAAUUGAAUAUAUUGAUGUUACUGACCACAAUGAGCCUUUCUUAGACACCACUGCUGAUCAAGAAACCUUAGACAGUUUGGAAAAAGAAUUAAAUGUGCUGAGAAAUCUUGCAGAUCCUUCAGAAAAACUUUACAACCUAACCACAGAAGAGUUACCAGCCUUCAACAAUCAUUCACUGAAUAUAAGUCAGACUACCCUGGAUUUCCUUAAGACCUCACGUGCAAGGAGCCCCUGUGGAGCUGAGGAACCGAGCUCUUCUGAAAAAGAUACCGAAAUUGAGUCUUUGCUGACACUUUCUGAGAGCAGCACAGAUGAGGAGCAAGAGGAUUUUCUUGACAAGCAACAGGUCAUCACACUGCCGUGGUCCAAGAGCCCCUAAUGAUCAUUUGCUCAUUACUGCUUCCAUUGUAUACCCAGAGUAAAGCAAACAACCGAAAAAAGUAACCAAGUGAUUACCUGUCCAGGAGAUUUUGAUUAUUAAUGUCUCUGAUAUUUCAAGGUUUGCAGACUAAUAAAAGUUACUGAAAUUAUAAGUUUAAGGGCUUUUUCUUCCAAAUGAUAUAUUGUAUGUCAAACACUAAUCUAUAUUGCAGAUUAUAUUAGUAAAAUUUGGUGAAUUUUAAAAAAUAACAGUUAUAACUGUGUCUAUAGAGUGUACCAUAGGAUAGAACAUGAUUAUAUUUAAAGUAAUAUUUAGUUGUUAAAUUAUAUUUUGAAUAAUUAUGUCAUCAAUAAGAGUGUAC
Messenger RNA from Ceratotherium simum simum (southern white rhinoceros), 2922 nucleotides. Lineage: Eukaryota; Metazoa; Chordata; Mammalia; Perissodactyla; Rhinocerotidae. The record is from RefSeq and is a predicted model, not a curated record.